Messenger RNA from Platichthys flesus (European flounder), 1539 nucleotides. Its product is annotated as zinc finger protein 287-like. The transcript has 2 exons. Gene Ontology annotation, molecular function: DNA-binding transcription factor activity; RNA polymerase II cis-regulatory region sequence-specific DNA binding. The record is from RefSeq and is a predicted model, not a curated record. NCBI's taxonomy places the organism in Eukaryota, Metazoa, Chordata, Actinopteri, Pleuronectiformes, Pleuronectidae. Bases 100 to 1368 code for a protein of 422 amino acids. Gene Ontology annotation, biological process: regulation of transcription by RNA polymerase II.
GUAAACCAAAAUAAAAGGGCAGGUCAACCGCUGGGACUCGAACUCUGCAGGUUGUUGGAUAAAUCUUGAACCUUGACGCGUGAUCGUCUCCGGGGCAGGAUGACGUUCCCCUCCGCCUUCGGCUCGCAGCUCGCCGCCAUCAUGGACGUGUUGGCGAAAGCUGCGGUGGCCGAGAUCUCGAAGCUGGUGGAGGACGGGACGGUGGUGCUGCGGCUGGAGAUGUGUCGGAGGGACGUGGAGAUCCAGGAGCUGAAGAGGAGCCUGAAGCUGAUGGAGGUGGAGCUGUGCAAAGCUCGGGAAGCGGUCGAGACCCGAACCACAGAGGAGGAGCAGGAGGAGGAGGAGGAGCAGGAGGAGCAGGCAGCCCGGACCCAGGUCCCCUCGACAGAUGAAAAAGAGGAUGAGCAAACACGCGCAGGGUAUCUGGAACCAAAGACGGCUGAUUCACUCUGCAGGCAUCGGCAUUGCAACCAAGACGGUGACGACAUGAGGCCGGCGGUGAAACACGAGCCAGCGGGGGAGCUCGUGAUCCAGGAAGCAACAGACAACACUGCAACAGUGGCGACUAACGUUUGCUUUGAGGCGGGAGAGGGAAGUGACUCGAUCUGGCCUCCUGCAGCUGGUGGCAUGUUCGAGAAAAGCUCUGUAGCCAAGCAGCAGCACGUGCAGAUGUUCCCCUCUCACGCUGAGCAAUUUUCUGUUCACAGAAACACAGAAAGUUCCUUCAACUCUCCAACAGCAACACAGGAAGAUGAUUUGACAAAUGUGCCGAUAAAAGUAGAGACAGAGAUUCAACCUGUGUGCUCAGCGGGCAUCACUUCACAGUCUGUGGGUAAUGAACCAUUGAGACGGGUCUCCCACCCGGCAGCCGGAGAGAACCAGUGUCUGCAGUCUCCUCCGCAACAGGCUGGGCGCUCACCCGCUGUCCCUCCUGUGCCGAGGUCGGCCGCAGCCACAGAAGAUCACAUCCUCAGUAGAAACAACCUGAGAACAAAAAGACUCAUGCACGUGUGGAGAGGGAAUCAGAAACUCUUCAUCUGCUCCGUGUGCAACAAGGGUUUCCCCCGCUUGUCCCAGCUGGAGGAGCACAAGGCCACUCACCAGCUCUUCAAACCUUUCCGGUGCCUGGAAUGUGGGAAGUCUUUCACCCAGAAGACCCGGCUGAAGACGCACCAGAGCGUGCACACGGGCGAGCGGCCGUUCAGCUGCACAAUCUGCGGCAAGAUGUUCUCCAGGCAGGACAACUGCACGAGACACGAGCGCUUCCACAGCGGCCUGAAGCCGUACAGCUGUGGGCAGUGUGGGAAAAGCUUCACGGUGCUGGGCAACCUCAAAAUCCAUCAGGAGAUUCACCUGCAGGGAAGAUAGCUCCCAGUGACUCUCUGAGACUGAAGAGGAUUUCAUUUAUCUUUCCAGUGCACUUUUUGUUUUAUAAUAUCAUAUAUAUAUAUUUAUUUGAGAUUUUAACUGUUUUCUAUGUAAAGAUGUCGUGGAGGAACUGCAUCCUGAGCUGAUAAUGAAGUUGUUUUUCUUUCUCUU